Messenger RNA from Trichobilharzia szidati, 3591 nucleotides. Lineage: Eukaryota; Metazoa; Platyhelminthes; Trematoda; Strigeidida; Schistosomatidae. The record is from the annotation of a GenBank genome assembly.
AUGGCGGAAUAUAGUUCCAUAUUAGUGUAUGUCUUAGUUCAGAAAAUCGCUAUGGAGGAGGAAGAUGACUGGAGACAAUGUGCAGAAUGGUUAAAUCGAUGUCAAAUUAUCCCAGACGAUCAUCCAGCUUUGGGACCAGGUGGCAAUGCAAUUCACUUGGUUCAGGCUCUUAUGGAUGGAGUUGCUUUAUGCCAUCUUUUAAGUACAUUGUCAAAUCAUGAGCUAGACAUAAGAUCGAUGAAAGAUUUUAGCCAUAUGCCUCAAAAUUCUCAGUUUUUAUGUUUUCAAAAUCUUCGAUUGUUCACACACCUAUGUGAAAAGGAAUUCGAUAUCCCCAAAAAUUUACUGUUUCAACCAGGUGAUAUUUACCAUGCCAAAAACUUUGGAAAAGCCAUCGCACUACUGUCAAAGUUAUCCUAUUCAAGAAGGGCUCAGUUAACUGGAAUAACUGGUUUCCCACCAGAGAAUUCGAAGCUGCAGUCCUCUCACGAAUAUUACAACAACCUCGAGGAGAUCGCUGCUGCGAUUAACAAAUUGCCAGAUUCUGGAAAAACUAACUUUACUCAAAUAGAAGAAGAAAAUAAGGAAAAACUAUACGAUACAGUUGUGUACCAAGGAUCAAAGUCUCGUCUAAAUUUAAACUCUGAGCCCACAACCGCGCGAACAUGUUGUAUUCGAGAAAUAGUGGAUACAGAGAAGAAUUAUGUUGAUGUUUUGAAAAUGUUGAUUGAGAAAUACAAACAUCCGCUUAUUGGAGUUCUUUCACACAACGAAAUCGAAGAGAUUUUUAAGUAUAUAGAGGAGUUACAUACAAUUCAUAGGGAGUUCUUAAGUAACCUAAGCUUGGCAACCAGUGCAACUAUUAAUUUUCUCAGUUUAAGCGAUGUUUUCCUUAAAACUCGAGAUAGUCUGCUCAUAUAUGGAGAAUAUUGUGGUCACUUACAACAUGCUCAAAACUUAGUAUAUGAAAUUAUGCGAAAUGAUGUCGAGAAGCGUAGUAAAAUAGAGCUUUGUCAAUCAAAUUCUGAAAAAUAUAAUAAAUUUGCUUUGGCGGAAUUACUUACAAUCCCUAUUCAACGUGUACUGAAAUAUCAUCUCUUACUAGAGCAUCUGUGUAAACUUACUCCAGCUGAUCAUCCAGAUCGUUCUGAUCUUACCUUAGCUCAUGAAGCUAUGCGUGAAGUCGCUCUGUCAAUUAAUGAUGUUAAACGAGAUCUUGAUACAAUUAGUUCUAUUGAUCAAAUUCAAUCCAGUUUGCUUGAAAUAAUGCUGCCUCCAGAUAAAAAGUUGUCGAGCUAUGGACAUUUGCACAUGGAUGGAGAGGUGAAAGUUGUUUCAGAAUCAGAAAGCAAAGCAAAAACAAGGUAUUUGUUUUUAUUCGACAAAAUAUUGAUCGUAUGUAAACCAAAGGGUGAUAGUUUCACAUUUAUGUUCGCUUAUCACGUUGUGAAUGGUCAAUUUCAAAGGGUAACCCUGCCAAAUAAAAAAGGAUAUUCCUUUGGGUUUACUUUGCCUAUUCUGGGAGACAGAGAUUCACCAAAUCUUACAUUCUUUACAAAAUCUGAAGAAUUACGUACAUCUUGGAUGAAAGCUGUAAUGGCUGCUUUAUCUAAUCUUUGCCCACCUGGAGCGAAAGACCGAGGCUACAACUUCGAAAUGUUCACAUUUAAACAACCAACUUAUUGUUGUAUCUGUAAUAAGCUAAUCACAGGCAUCUUCUUUCAAGGUUAUCGUUGUCGAGAGACAAAUAGAGCUGCACAUAAAGGCUGUUUAGCAAAUCAUAAUCUUCCACUGCGUGGUGUAGCCAAUCCGCAUAUUAAUGGAAUUCCGUCAAAUGCUCCACCUCCACUUCCUCCUCAAAGUAAUACGGUACGUUGUCGACGUUCACACUUAACAAUGGGAAGUGUUCCAUGCACGCCUGGAAAUAAUUCACUGCCUAGUUCAGAGUCAUUCGACUUUUCACAAUUAUCAGAUACCUUAACAUCUGUGAAUCACUGGCUUGCUUCUGAUCAAACCAACUUAUCAAAUGUCUCUUUACAGCGUAAUAGACGUAUAUCUUCUGGUUUGCCUACUUCGAAUAUUCCUCCUGUAAAUCCAACUUUCGCUGUGGCACGAAAACCUUAUGAUGCAGAUCCUUUACCACCUUCAGGUAGCAUUCCUCUUAGAUUAUCCGUUGGAGAUCAAAUUGAAUUAAUCAAAUGGACUGAAGGUGCAUCUUGGUGGCAGGGUUAUUGUGAUGGUUCUGAAGGAUGGUUUCCCUCUAAUAUUGUUGAAGUUACGAAUAAUAAAGUUAAUAGGGUAUGCACACAAACUAUGCCGUGUACUGACAGUCCGGGGAUCUCACUGUCAAAUUUGAUAGGACAGACUUGUCGUCACAGUCUUCCUCCAGAUUGUUCUGUUUCAUCAAAUAGUGGUAAAGAAACCUCUUCAAACCUUGAACCGGAACACUAUCCUCACCAAUACAAUGGCAAUAACAAUUGUAGUAAUAACAACAAUAAUUUGGGGAAUAAUUGCUCACGUCAAACUAGACAGAUUAUCACGUCACUUGGGGAUUGCCAUGAUCCUCUUGCUGGCUACGACUGGUCUGUUUCACAUUUUAUAAGUCCAAUCACUACGAGACUUUCUCAUCAGGGAUCUUCAGUAUCUAAUUCAGAACGAAUGCCGGUAUUUAGUAACACUAGUCCCUCAGCUCAGAAGCCUUUCAUUUCAUUUAAUGAAGCUUCACCUACCAGUCCAUCGUUCUGUGCAGUGACAAAUUUGGUUGCGAAUAAUAGUUUUUCGCCUACAAUGUGUAAUAAUAUUCUUAAUGCUCCUGGUUCUUCGUUAUCUCUUGCCCCAGUCAAUGCGAAUAUUAGUACAAAUAAUUCACAUCCUUCGUUAAUGUUUCGACGUUUAAAAAAACGUAGUUUAUCAGCAUUGGAAAUCCCGGAGUUAUCACAGUGUGCUGAUUUAUUUCCAUCAGCACUGUCAACUACGCAAACUGCCUCGGCUGCAACAACAGUAACAUCGAAAUUUGAAAACUUCCCGACAGAUCCUGCAUUGGACCAUUCGCAUUUCUUUCUGUCAACCUACCCCUGGUAUAUAGGUGAAAUGGAUCGAUUAGAAGCUGUCAAUCUAUUAAACAAUUGUGUUGAUGGUACAUUUCUUGUACGUUUGUCUAAAAGUGCUGAAAGAAUGGGUGAAUAUUCAUUAUCAGUAGUAUUCGGACAUCCACGACAUAUACGUAUACAACGUUUUAUAUCACCUGAUAACUCAUCUAUUACUUAUGGUCUAUGUGAAUUGGAACAAUUUUCAAGUAUACCGGGUGUUAUUGAGAAUUAUUCAAAAGUGUCAUUGAAUCGAUGUUUCGAUGAAGUUGAUAUUACAUUACUUUAUCCUUACCAAAAGUGUCCUCCCUCACCGUUGUUCUAUGUCCGUGCAAAAUUUGAUUUUCAUGAUGCAUCUAACAAUCGUUUCCUAAGUUUGAGUGGUGGUGAUCGAGUUGCAGUUGUUAGUCGAGCUGCAGAAGAUAGAGGUUGGUGGAAAGGAUGGUUAAAUGGUCGUAUUGGUUUUUUCCCGAUGUCUUUUGUAACACGAGAAUCAUCUGCUUAA